Messenger RNA from Haliotis rubra (blacklip abalone), 6971 nucleotides. RefSeq lists its product as uncharacterized. Bases 518 to 3169 code for a protein of 883 amino acids. The record is from RefSeq and is a predicted model, not a curated record. Lineage: Eukaryota; Metazoa; Mollusca; Gastropoda; Lepetellida; Haliotidae. The transcript is spliced from 3 exons.
GCCCUAAUUAGUCACCUUACGGUUCAGUGCCCCCCGGGAUGAAAAGAACCUGUAGUACGGCUGGGUUAAUACUCUACCCAGAACAAUUGAUGUCUUGGGCGGGGCCUCUUGAAUGAAUCACCGAUCUUAGCUUACAGUUGUGGGUCAAAGGUUGAGCGACAUUUUACUUGAAUUUGCUUCCCCUUGAGGCUGAUGGUUGUAGCGUGCGCUGUUACUCAACCAGGGAAACAUUCCCCAUUUCGAAUUGAUUUUCUCUAACGCCGGGGAGAUCUUUAACAACUUCUUUACGCGGGCAGCGCGAGACAGUCGCAUCGCUAUUCACCACAUGCGACCUUCACCUUGGAUGGCAUGUACUCUGCUCUAGUGUGACGUCAAAAUUUCCCCUCCUUCCUCCGAGGCGAGACACACACUUCACCGGCGGAAGAAACAAAAUACAGCAGAGACCCCCCAAAUUGGAUAUACGUGAACGAUGGACAGAAAUUAAGGAUAUUUAACUGGUGGUGAAUCAUUCUUAUGUAUGCCUGGUGUUGUUGAUAUGGCAUCAGUUCCGACAUGGUCACAGCCGAGUCUGUCAGCGACCGGAUCAGAAGACAUUGACAGGUUUCGUUCAACAUGGAGACGGGAGGGUGAAGAACGAAGCAGGGUAACUAGUGACCCUAUAAUCGUGAAUGGGAUCCGAUCUGGAAGUGACAUAUGUGUAGACGAACAGGACACUAACACUUCAAUCAUGGCGGGGAAACGUAAGGUGGGACAACUGAAUGAUUCUGAUCAUAUUGUGUCUGUUCACAACAAUCCUUUUUUCAAAACUUAUGGGAUUCGAACCCAGCGACCCGAGAGCCGCAUUGACGAUCCGAGUGUGCAAGAGGGAUCUGGUGGUCUUAGAUCAGCAAAUAUCAAAGAAAAUGAUGGUGUAUUUGAAGAUGAUGAACCACAGGUAUACAAGCCAGGAUCAGGAUUUGUACACAAACUUAUGGGCAAGUUUUCCUCUCUCUCCACAAGGGACGACUACAGCUACAGACCCAAACGGACUUCGAGUUUGGAAAACCUUUUAGACGAUCACAGACGUGAUACGUGUAAUAAAAAUGAUGUUCCCAGACGCGUCCAAGAAGGAUUGUCUAGCUUCAGUAAGAGUGUUGAAAAUGUUAACCAUAUGAGUAAACCUCCUCGCCCACUUAGGGUACCCACUUACCGUUCAAUUUCAGAGUCAAGUGAUACAAAAUCUAAAGUAAAAUCGCCAAGAGAAUCAGCUGAUGCAGCUUUCUUAGGCCGAGAGGACAUUAUUAUCAUUGAAAAAGAACAAUCGGAGAAACAAGACCAAAAAUUAUCUCAGGCAUUGGAUAGUCCAGGAAAAUUCAGUGAACCCCAGGUAAUGAGUUUGAAGGAUGACACUAGCAAUAUUGAUGAGCUUCCAAAACCCAAUACAGUUCUCAGUGUGCGCAGCAUGUUUGAAAAGCCGACACCCACCCCUCCUAUGCCAGUGUACACAACUGCCACAGGGCCUGUCGUUGUUUCGCCAACAAAUAAUUUGAAAAGCCCGCCUUUCUCUUCACACAAGAUUGUUAGCAAAGUUUCACCGUCUGUAUCUACAGAGUCUACACAGAGUAGUGUUUCCAAGGCAACAGAGGCAGCAUCUGGGUCAUCAAAAAAGCGCAUGGCUCCGCAACCACCUGUCGGAGCACAGUUAGAUCAGAAGAGUGGUUUGCCAACACCACGACCUCGGUCAAGACAGAGUCCUGUUAUUGCUGUGGCCCCUUUCGUUAAUGACGCAAAUUUGGUCAAUCAAGAUAUAGAAGUUAUCAAAACUGGAAAUAACUCGAAUGUUGAAUCAGGCGGUAUUUGGCCUGAAGAAUCAGUGGCUAAGGUCUUUGAUUCCUCAGCAGUUAUAAAAGCACCAAAAGCUCCGGUGCGAGCAUCUAAAACUAAACAGUAUUCUGCUUCAACUGUAAAAGAGACCUCUGAAAAACGCAGCACAAACUCAUCUACAAAAUCCAACUCAGAUUUCAAGAUGGACAAAGAGAAGCCAUCAGAGGCUGAUACAAAAACUAGCAUCAAUGGAACCAGCUCAAAUGGUGGCUCCUCAACAGUGGAACCAGUCUACCAACAAGAACCAAGCUCAAGGAUUCAAACAAGUGUUCGUUAUGAAAACAAUUCGAAAUUUGAUAAUAUAUUUCCAAGUGAAAAAUCCAUUAGUGACUUGGAUACCCAUUUGGAUUUACAUUCACAAGAUGAAACUCCCGUGGAAUGUCUGCCAGAAGGAUCUGGACCGAUGAAGGGAAUUCCACGCUUUAUAUCAGAACGGUUAAAGAAAGAUGGGAACCAAACAGGACAUCAUCAAUCAUCGGUCGUAAAUAAUUCUUCUAGUCAAGAGGAAAACAGUAUACGAUCCUCCUCGUCUCAGUCAGAGGCCGAUCCCCCAGUAGCAAGAAAACGUAAGAACAAUGCUCCAAUAGAAGAGCCCCCAGAACCACAAGAACCUAACAACCUUUUGAAUUUUAGAAAAAAUCUAAAAUCUGUUUCCGAAUCUAAAAAACCAGUGUCUCAGGUUUUUGAUACGAGUCAAAUUGUCCGGACACCUGUAAACCACAUUCCAAGACUGGAUCUAUCUAGUAUUACUGACGAUCAGCGUAAUGGCUUUCACCCGCAGGAGGGAUACAAACCCACGGAUAUUAAACCGUGUACGAUCAUCUUCAUUGGUGCCAAUGUUAAGACGGGUCGGUCGCUGCUAGACAAGAAGAAAAUGACAAAGGGAAAGAUCACCUUCAAUGACGACCACAACCAGAUGUUCGAGUACCCGUCUGAGGAGGCCUUGCUGUCCGACUACCUGGUCCUGCAUCCUGACGAGCCAUCAGAAAUACUCAUCCUGGAAGAUGUGGGGUCUACCAUGACUGAGUCCUCCGACGAUGACGCCCACCCUCAGACCCCCAGAGGAGAAGAAGGGCAAGGAGGAGACGAGAAACUCAAGUCCAACACAUCUAUUACACACUCAGGUGGCUUGUCCAGUUAUAAAACCAAGUACAGUAUGGAUUUUGAAUUCGGAGUACCCAUGGACGAACCCGAACCUGAACCAGUUGUGGAACGUAUGAUCGAGGAAGACCCGCAAGGCCAGGCCAUUCCUGCAGAUGAGGAAACAACAUGGUCCACAGAAACCACCUCCGACCUCUUGUUCUAGAAACUUUUAUCAGUGCACGGAAAUACGCAACAAGAGAACAUUUUGUACAAACAUGUACGUACAAGUUUACUUGGAAGAUCUCCUUGAUGGCCAAAGGUGCAGUGGUUAUUGACUAAAGGGAGACAACUCUGUUCUUGUGCGUUGGGUAUCCCUUAGAUAGUGGGUAGGGACAUAUUGUAAUAUACUCUUAUGUGUGUUUUUGCAUUAUUUACACCGUUAUACGUGUAUUAGAUCCAUAUUGUGGCUCUCGUCAAGACGAGGCAAUUCUUCUGGACUUGCCUAGGAUCUUCAUCGACUCGGACGUUGUCUUUGUGUAUGUAUAUUGGAUGGAACUACUUGUGUGCCAAGAACGCCCUAGUUAUGUAUUCAUACACAGUGGAUUUUUAUCUUUGAACAUACCCAGUUAGUUACAAGCUUGAUCAAUGGAUAUGUUUGAUAGAAUAGUUUGUGUGUCAAAUGAGGAACUUACAGGGGUACUUGUAGAACUGCCUUGCAGCAGGAGUGGUUCAAGGAAAAAGAUUAUUUUACAACAUAUUGUUGAACCAAUCAUCGUUGCAGUGUUUUUAUUAUUCAUGAAAAUUUAUAACAAAGUUUUGUCUGAUAUUUGGGGAGUAUACACUUUUCCACUUCCUGAAUCGGAAAGGAUACAUACAUUUGCUUCUCAAGCAAGUUAUAUUAAAAGAUUAUAAGAGCUAGUGGAAGCAACAAAUAGAGAGUUUCCCUUAUUACACUGGUAACCAUAGUAACUGUUGCUGGAUAAUAUAAUAAUUAGCAUCUGUGAUGGGAUAUAUUAUGAAUAAGGUAUAUAUUAUGAGAGUAUGGUAUCUAUCAUCCGAAUAUCAUACUGUGGUGUUUUAUGCAGCCUGGGCCAAUCAAAAUUUCAGUAGUUUAAUACUUCAGAGGUCAUCUGACAUUUUCCAUUUCUUAUUGAAGUUUUCAUCAUGUUUACAUCAUAAUAAAAUGUUCAGAAACAUGAUUUGUAAUAACAAAGUAUAAAGGUAACCGUUUUUCUCCUUGGGUCAUCCGACGCCGAACAUGGCACUUUGCUGAUUAGUCCCCCUAAUGCAGUGUGUAAUCAUGUGAUAUGUUUACAUACAUCCUGACUGGGGUGUUUCAUUUAAAAGAGUGGUUUUACUAUAUAUGUUUUCAUCCAGCACGCACCAUUUCAUUCCAUUACUUUCAAACAUCUGAAACUCUGUCUCUGUCUCAGUCUGUGUGUGUGCACAUACUCCUACAGGAAGUGGUGUCUGGGAACAUAAUGCCAGGUGAACUCUGGAAACAGGAAAAUACUCAAUAGGUCAAAUACGUCCAAGAACAGGUUCCUCCUGUGUUGAAGGGAGAUAACUCCUGUUCCUGCUGGUGUUCGGGGGUUACAGUGUUGUACAGAAGCCUAUGUCUACGUGAUGUUGAAUCUUCUUGCCAGAACAGUAUGAUGGAAGUUGUCUUUGUGUUGCUGUUUGUCCCUUUUAUCAUUUCGCUAUGUAUGUAUCCCGAUACAAGGAAAGAUGGCUACAAUCUCAAUGACCAUAUAUUUGAAGGUUCAAUGCUAACAAUCGUUUAACACUUUGACCAGGGGCAGAUAACCCUUUGAUGUUUGAUGAUGAGAUGUAUAUAGAUGUCAAGCAUUGUCAGUAAGUCAGGAAUGUUCUUGAAGGUCAGCUGUAGUUCUCAGGAAAUAUGUUCUUGUCUGAUUCGACUUUCUGCUCAGAAAAAUAAUAAUAUUCUGCGCAUAUUUAACUUUUGUAGAGAUCGUUUUAAGAAGCCGAUUUGAAGCCCUCAGGGUUCAGGAGGAUACAUAACUGUUAAAGAAAUCUCCAUAUUUGCAUAUGAUAUUUUUGGAUAAUAAUAUUUUAAUAUAUUUGGACCAAAUCUGUACUCAGCAAAUUAAUUAAGACCAAUUCAUCAUUUGAACAUGUUUUUCAUAAGUUUGUGUUUCAUCAUCACAAUCACUAACCAGUUGGCCCAAGGGAGGUAAGUCUGUAAGACUGUGUUUCCCAUACACUGGAACAGCAGUAAAAUCUCAUUGUCGGUUAUUUGUAAAAUUUGUAUCAGUUGAAAUGUGUUCAAAGACCAUUAAGAAUUCUUUUUUUUUACAAUUUGUUCGGUUAUUUACAAUUUCCCUCAGCUUUAUCACAUUCAUUCCUCUUAAAGCUUUGCACCUCUGCAUUCCUUUGUGCUAAAAUGUUCUUCUUUCAACUGCACAUUGCCAUGUUUGAUGAUUUGUUUUACUUCAUACAUUUCGUAUUUUUAUAAUUCUGCAUAUGAUCUGUCUGUAUUUAUUGAUGGCCGAAGAUUGUGCAUUCGUACUGAAAAGCGUUUAAGUUGUUUUGCAGAUAAAUCUUCUUCUUUUUUUCAUAUUUUUUCAUCAAAUUUUAACCUAUUUUAAAAAACUUAUUUCAUUUUCAAACUUUAUGAACAGAUUAAUCAGCCAGAUAUUUCAUAUAUACCUUUAAUUGUUGACAAUUUUUUCAGAUACAAAAAUAGUAUAAAAUGUAUGAUAUUUAUGGAGAAUGGAUAACAUUAUUACACCUUAAUGUCAGUAGUAAAAUUGUUUUGUUACAUGAUUACUACAUAUAUACCAUAAAACAUAAACCUAUUUUUGUAGAUAAUUAGUAUAUUUUUUAAUAUGUUUAUCCAUCUACAGAUAUAGUUUUCUUUUCACCUCUGAUUUGAUGCUUUUGAGAGAGUGUACUGUUUUCCUGAAACUAUGUGUCAUUUCAUGAUGUUUACCCAUCAACUAUCUCAAUCAUGUGUGGUUCAUUAUAUAAAAAUCAAUACUGUAAUGACAAACAUUGACGAAGUACAAUAGAGAACUGAUAUAAUAAAUACUUCAAAAAUGUACCGUGAAAUAUUCAGCUAUGUAACCAAUUAUACAUCUUUUUAUUCCAUGUUUUUGAAGGUAAAUUAGUUGUAUUCUUGGCAAUUUAUGCUUAAUAGCAUUUUUAACAAACAUUUCUGAAUUAACAUUCCAUCUAUACCCAACACUUUUACUAUUUUUCUGAAUAAGCUCACGCUGUUUCAUGUCCACCUAAUGUUUUAUUUUGUGCCAGUGAGAUUUCAGUGAAAAAAAUGCACUUUUUAUGAUGUAUCCAUUUAUAGAAACGUAAAUAUGAUGGGGAACAUCUUAGUAUGUUCCUUUGUAGAAUAAUUCAAGGGAGGUAACUCUGUAAAAUGCAUCUUAGGAUACCACAACAAAAUAUCCUUCCUAUGUCUUGUAUAUAUGUACAUCUAUGCAUGUUUGUACCAUAACUAUGUAAACACUGUACAUAAGUAACACUGCAUCUGCUGAAAGUGCAAAGCUUAUGUUUUUAUUGUUGUGUACAAAAAGAGACAUGUUUUACAUUAAUUUGAUUUAUUAGUAUUCAAUGACACUGGUGUUUUAUUAGCAUUGUAGAGUUUUGAAGAAUUCCAGAAAAAUAUGUAGGUAUCACCAUAUAAACCUAGAAUGUAUGAAUAUUUUACUUGUGAGAGUAGCUGGCCUACUGUCCACAUGUAUAAUGAUUGAUUUGUCCUGAUUUGAGUGGUCUGCACAAUAGUGCUGCAUUGAUUAUCUCCCGUUAUAAAUACAUGUAGUCUCAUUUCCACAUAGCAAACUCCUCACAGCACUACCCCGUUUGCGGAGCUCUCUGUAAUAUCUGCCACCAAUUUUAUUAGUUUGGUGAUAGGAAUGUUAUGUACCUCUGUAAAACUGAGAUAAUGCUAUAACAAAGGGGGAAACCACAUGGUAAUUCUGUAACAAAGGGGGAAACCACGUGGUAAUUCUGUAACAAAGGGGGAAACCACGUGGUAAUUCUGUAACAAA